Messenger RNA from Camellia sinensis, 786 nucleotides. The record is from RefSeq and is a predicted model, not a curated record. Lineage: Eukaryota; Viridiplantae; Streptophyta; Magnoliopsida; Ericales; Theaceae.
AUGGAGAAAACUUGGUUCCUCCAUUUAACUGCAGUGUCAUUGACACACUGUUUCUUGGCCUGCUUGGCUAUGAAUGGCUCCUACUCCACCACUGAUCAAUCUGCUCUUUUAGCUUUCAAAUCCUAUAUCACUUUCGACCAUCCUCACCACAUAUUGGCAACUAACUGGUCCUCAGCCACCUCAGUUUGUCACUGGAUUGGUGUCUUUUGCAGCAAGCGCCACUACAGAGUGGUGGCCUUGAAUCUCCCAAACAUGGGUAUUGGAGGCAUCAUUCCACCCCACAUUGGAAACCUCUCAUUUCUAUCCUACUUCAACAUCACCAGCAACAACUUCCACGGUCAUCUUCCCAGCGAGUUGGCUCAAUUGCAUCGCCUAAAUGUUGUCGACUUUGGUGUCAACAAUUUCGGUGGAGGUGUUCCAUCGUGGUUUGGAAACUUACCCAAGCUUCAAUACUUGCGUCUCGCAAACAACAGUUUCACUGGUUUAGUUCCACCUUCCAUUGGCAACAUAUCAACAUUAGAGUCUCUCAAUUUAAGGUCCAAUUUUCUAGAGGGAAGAGUUCCUGAAGAGAUCGGUCAUCUUCCGAAACUGAAGACGUUAAGCAUGGGAUUUAAUAAUUUGUUGGGGUCUAUACCGCCAACCUUCUUCAACAUCUCAUCACUUCAAUGGAUUGAUUUCACAUCUAAUAUGAUGUCUGGUAGUCUUCUGGAGGAUUUGUGUGUUAUUCGUCCUAAACUAGAAUUUCUUGCUCUUUCCGGGAAUGAGUUUGAUGGCCAAAUUCCAUGA